Messenger RNA from Phascolarctos cinereus (koala), 3863 nucleotides. It is a transcript of the gene ENTREP1, whose product is annotated as endosomal transmembrane epsin interactor 1. Gene Ontology annotation, cellular component: membrane. NCBI's taxonomy places the organism in Eukaryota, Metazoa, Chordata, Mammalia, Diprotodontia, Phascolarctidae. The record is from RefSeq and is a predicted model, not a curated record.
UGUUGCUGCUACUACGUACAAUGUUUUCCUUAUACUAGGAAUCUUAAAAGACCAAGAGUGAAGCUUCUACCUUGCUAGGUGUAUCCUCUGUGCCUCUGACAGAAUGGGAAGUCAGGUUGCUGCCUGAACCACUGGAUGGGGUAUCAAUGGAAUAAUAACAAUGACUGCUAUUUCUAGGGAGCUUUAAGAUUUGUGAAGUGUCUUUAUAUAUAAAAUGUGUGUCUACAAUCUCAUUUAAUUUUGUAUGUAUGAGAUUAGAGAUCCAUUGAAUUACUGAGUUAUUCAUUCAUUUGUUUGUUUGAUCUUCCCCUGUCAUCCAUGGUGGUUAUACUGCAGCUACUUUAGGGCUAGUCUCACAGCUGAUUGGCCUCUUCCAUUUCUGACCUCAGCUGGUCGUAAAGAUGAUCCCUGCUUAGACAGACUGGUGCCUCCCCCCCCCAUAUUGAUAGCAGUCUUAGUAGGGACACCCCAUCUGCUUUAGCUCUACUGAAGCUCAGAAUUCCUAAGCUCAAGUGAUUCCCAGCUUCAGCUCUAAAUCUUUGGUCCUAUGACAAAAUGGCCAAGCUAUAAUGUCCUUUCUACUGAACCUAGCUGGAGUUAUUCUAUAUUUCUAUAAAUUUAAGUCUUCAUUUCCAACAGUAGUCUGUAAAGGGAAUGUCUUCUCAAAAUACUUUAGAAAUUCUAUAACUUUGUAUGCAAACCUAUUGGCAGUGCAUAUGACAUAUAUUUAGGGUCAUAAAUUAUGAUGAAGUGGAUACAAUCUCUGGCCAUAUUUAAACCAUAAAAGAAGGAAGUUUUAUAGGAGAAACAGUUUGGUGUAGUGGAACCAGCUGGAGGAUUGGAGGCAGGUGGAUAUGGGCUCAAAUCUUGGCUCUGAUACUCAUGCUUGUUAAUUGUGUGACAGGGGCAAGUCAAAUUACUUAACCUCUUAACCAGCUUCAGGCUAAUCUGUAAAAUGAGAGGAUUUCACUAGGUAACCCUAAAGUCCCUUUUAGCUUUAAAUCCUAGGAAUCCAUUAAACAGGAGGACACUAAAUACCCCCAUCCCAAGAUUAUCUGCCAUAACACCCAAUAUGACUUAAUUGCAAAAUCACACUGCCUUGGCUUUCAUCCACCAUAAAAUCCAUUAAAAUCACCUUAGGUUUAGUAGCAUUUUCGGAGCAUUAAAGUUUCCCCUCAUCGCAUGUUAUUGGGGUAAAGCAUUUAUCAAGGGCAAGUCACAUUUAAAAGCAAAUGUGAAAGUGUCUGGCAAAUAUUCAAAUGAAUUCAAGUGCCUAGAUUGGAAUUUCAUUUGUUUUGGUUUUCCCUGGGAAGUUUAAGAAUUUCUCUUCUAUCUACCAAGGAAUGAUUAAUUUAGAGUAGGGGUGUCAGGGGAGGUAGAUGGAUGUAGCAUUCAUUAUACACUCAGUCCUUUCCAGACACGAGAAAAUUCCUUUCUUGAUAUCGACUGGGGGGGGGGGAGCGGGCGGCGGCGAACAGACAAAUAUAAAAACCUGUGUCUCUGGCCUCACUCAAAUACCGGGAUGGGAUGGACCUAUCCUUUGGCUUUCUCCCAUCAUGGGUACUGUGAGUUUUUCCGAAAGAGCUUCUCUGUGGAACACCUCACUUCAAGAUCUUCCUCCUAGCAGCCCCUCCCUUGCAGCUCUGCACUGCAGUGUCAGCAUCCUGAAGCCCUGAGCCAAAGGCUGGGUGUGGGAAUUGAACUCGCGACCUCCCUUCCCGGAGGUGAUCCUCUCUGGAAUCAUAGGACUAACAACAUGGAAAAGACCGAUGAUACUUUUGGUGAACCUUUUUGUCUUACUGUCUGUGGUCUGCGUCCUGUUGAACCUUGCCGGAUUUAUCCUAGGCUGUCAGGGGGCCCAGUUUGUGUCCAGUGUACCCAGGUGUGAUCUGGUGGAUCUAGGGGAAGGCAAGAUUUGCUUCUGCUGUGAAGAAUUUCAACCUACCAAAUGUACAGACAAAGAAAACGUGUUGAAACUCUUCCCAGUCCAGCCAUGUAGUGCUGUUCACCUUCUAUUAAAGAAAGUCCUCUUCGCCCUGUGUGCCCUGAAUGCCCUUACCACGACGGUUUGCUUGGUGGCAGCUGCCCUGCGUUACCUACAGAUAUUUGCCACCCGAAGACCCUGCAUAGACGAAUCCCAGAUUUCUACAGAAGAAAUAGAAGGACAUGGACGCAUUCCAGACCUGGAAGAUUUCGUACCACCUGUGCCCCCUCCCUCAUAUUUUGCUACAUUUUAUUCCUGCACACCCCGUAUGAAUCGCAGGAUGGUAGGCUCUGAUGUUAUUCCACUUCCACACAUCUAUGGAGCUCGGAUUAAAGGCGUGGAAGUUUUCUGUCCUCUGGAUCCACCCCCUCCUUAUGAAUCUGUAGUGAGCCAAAUCAAUCAGGAACAGGGGACUUCAUUCCACAUUCCAGAGGCAUCCGAAGCUGUGGCCGGCCCAGUGGACCCAGGCAGUGCACAGGUGUCUCAAGGUGGAGACAUUCCUAACACAUCGGAGGAAGACAGCCCAUCCCUGUCAACUCCUGAUUCAAACCUAGCGCAUCUUCCAUUGAGCAGAAGAGCCUUGCAGCCCUUGAGAGCAAGAUCAAAAAGUGACCCUGUCCUCCAUCACUCAACAGCCAGAGGACCUGUGCUUAGCUGUGAAGCUGCCACUCAGACUGAAGUGAGACCCCAGCUGGCUCCAGUGACCUUGAGAAAGGGCCUUCAAGCCAGAGCUGUUCGAGCCAGACCUCGCUCUUUGGUAGACUACAAAUCUUACAUAGACACGAAGCUGCUGGUGGCAAAGUUCCUGGAGCAGUCAUCCUGUAGUAUGACCCCAGACAUACACGAACUAGUGGAGAACAUCAAGUCUGUCCUCAAGUCUGAUGAAGAGCACAUGGAGGAAGCCAUCACAAGUGCCAGUUUCCUUGAACAGAUAAUGACUCCUGCUCAGCCAAGUACAUCCAGGACACAGAUGUUGCCCUAUAGAAGACACCCUGGACUCCUUCAUCUGGAGAGUUGUGGAGAUUUGAGCACUUUCGUGUCAGCAGAAAAACAGAGAGUGGAGAGAAGGGUCCCAAGAACGGACCCAGAGAGGCCACAUAGCCUUAUUGGAGUUGUAAGAGAAACUGUGCUCUGAGCUAGCCCUUGUGGGUCCCUUGUGGUCAGAGCUCCUUUGAGAAGUCAAUGAGCUGGGAAAGAAAAUCAUGACUGGAAAGCCCUGUCUCAUCAUGCGGCAUGUGUCUCUAUGUAUGCUAUUUUGUUGUUUAAGGCUGAUGUAGGAGAAAGGCUUUUGUUCUACUAGUCUUUGCUGUACCGUGUUAUGCCCAAGGAGUGUGGGAUCUAUACCACAGGGAAUGUUUAUUUCUCAACUACUGGCUUUACCACCAAGGACAUUCAGGGGACAAUGAGUAGAUCCCUCCAGACCUAUUGACGCUUUGGAUGCAUCGUUAUAAUUUGUGAGCUCAGCUCAGCUCCCCUUCCCUGGGCAUUCCAUAUGGUAGUUGAGUGUUCCAGGCCUUGGUAGGGAUGGGAUGUGGGGGUGGCGAUGCCUCAGCUGCCCCUGUGUCUGUCCUGUGGAAGGACAUAAUCUGUUUGGAGGCUAUUUAUAGCUGCCUGUGGCCUCUCGCUGCUCAGUGAGAAUGUGAGUUGGCAUAUAAGUAGGAUGAUCAAAUAGCCCUGCUGUUAUUGAAAUGUUAAAGCCUAAGUUUAGGGCAAUUCUCAAAGCAUUUUCUCUAGGGAAAACGGGAAGCACUUGUAACAACCAGCAACUUUUUAGCUAAGUAUUUUGGAGGAGCAAUCAUUGGUUCCAUUUACUCACACUUGCAAGACUAGAGGCAAUAACUCCAGAAUCAAGAAUAAAAUCAUCACUUUUUACAUCUGG